AUGGCCUCGAGGACACCGCCGUUUCUGACAAACACGUAUGAUCUGGUUGAUGAUGAGAGCACAGACAGGAUCGUGUCCUGGAACCAAACUGGAGAUGCUAUUGUUGUUUGGGACACUGCUGAGUUCUCCAGGGAUGUGCUGCCUAAAUACUUCAAGCACAACAACUUUUCUAGUUUUGUGCGCCAACUUAAUACCUAUGGUUUUCGUAAGAUUGUGCAAGAAAAGUGGGAAUUUCAGAACGAAAAUUUCAAGAAAGGCGGUAAGGAGCUUCUACCCCAAAUUCGUCGUCGAAGAAUCGAAAGCCCUUCUCCAACUUUGACUGUUAACGCCGGAAAUUCAGGCAGCCCUGCCGCCGGUCAAAUAACUCCGGCGAACUCCGGAGGGGACCUAGUCUCCGGCUCAACAUCCCACCCCUCUCUCCCAAAGAACAGCGUGAUCAUCGACUUGGCAAUGGUACACCGGUAUGAAGCGAUAUCACAAGAGCACGAGAGGCUCAAAAUAUUGUAUGAGCAAGUGUGUUCUGAACUCACUGAGUCAAGGAUCAAGUGUGACGAGCUGACUGGGAUUCUGCUUCAGCAGAGAGAAGUGGGGCCGGAGAUGAAAAGUCAGAGCUGUGGGUCCAAUGCUGGUGCUGUUUGUCUUGGUGACAAGGGCAAAAGUGUAAAUGAUGGUGAGGAAAAUGAUGACGGGGACUUCAAAGAUGUGAAGAUUUUUGGGGUGAUGCUGGAACAGGAAAAGAAGAAAAGAGCCAGAGAUGAAAUUUUUGAUUCUCGUGGGGGUGGUUCCGGUAACAAGGAAAGGAAGACGGGAGAAGCUGAAGCAGCUGAGGGGAUAAAAGUUGGGACAUCCUAGGUGGCCAAGAGGUGAUCAAACGUGUUCUCAUGGAGAAACACAAGUUUUUUUUUAGCAUAAUUCUAGGAAAUAAAAAUUUACAGGCACAGGAAGUGUUAAAAGGACCGGUGGUUUUUUUUAAUUUUCAUAUUUCAAACUAUUUUUGAACUCAGAGCAGA
This is a messenger RNA of Daucus carota subsp. sativus, 1010 nucleotides long. Its product is annotated as heat shock factor protein HSF24. The transcript has 2 exons. Gene Ontology annotation, cellular component: nucleus. Gene Ontology annotation, biological process: regulation of transcription by RNA polymerase II. The record is from RefSeq and is a predicted model, not a curated record. Bases 1 to 852 code for a protein of 283 amino acids. Gene Ontology annotation, molecular function: DNA-binding transcription factor activity; RNA polymerase II cis-regulatory region sequence-specific DNA binding. Lineage: Eukaryota; Viridiplantae; Streptophyta; Magnoliopsida; Apiales; Apiaceae.